CGCGCGCACUGGCCUGGCCCGCCUUCUGGAGACCCUCCUGGCCCGGCAGGCAGUGCGCCGGCAAGAUGGCGGUGCCCAGCGAGCCCGCGGGCUUGUCCCGCGGCGGCCUUUUCUCCUUCCUGCCAGGCGGCGCGCUCUCCGAGGUGACCGAGGACCUGGUGACCGACGCGCGGGGCCGUAGUCCCGGGCGCAAAGACGCCCCCGUCUCGGCCCGGGCCUCGGCCUCAGAGUCUCAAGGCACAGAGCCCGGGAAGCGGCCCUGCCGGGCCUGCGUGGACUUCAAGUCGUGGAUGCGGACCCAGCAGAAGCGAGACAGCAAGUUUAGGGAGGAUUGUCCACUGGAUCGGGAGGAAGUGGGUCGCCACACCUGGGCUUUCCUCCACACCCUGGCCGCCUACUACCCGGACACACCCACUCCGGAACAGCAGCAAGAUAUGGCCCAGUUCAUACGUAUAUUUUCCAAGUUUUACCCUUGUGAGGAAUGUGCGGAAGACAUAAGGAAGAGGAUAGGCAGGAACCCUCCGAACACAAGUACUCGGGUAUCCUUCAGCCAGUGGCUAUGCCGCCUGCACAAUGAGGUGAAUCAAAAGCUGGGCAAGCCUGACUUUGACUGCAUGAGAGUGGAUGAGCGCUGGCGUGACGGCUGGAAGGAUGGCUCCUGUGACUAGAAGAUGGCAAACCAGAAUAUGUGGGACAUCGAACCAGCAUCCAUGGGCAGCCUAACUGGAGAGGGACAGGAUACUGAUUAAAGUACAUCUGCGCUUUGCAAAGCCUGUUGUCUCAGUUGGGUGGUCCCUAGGACACUGUCCAUGGGGACCCUUCUUUCAGGAUUAGAGAACUGGAGAUGCUUACUGCAGGCCUCCUUAGCUGAGGCUCCAAGGGACUGAAGGUGAGAGAGGCCCCAGAGUAGCUCGGGCUGCCCCUUUGCCCUUCACAAUGAAGCCUCCUGCCCACCUCAUACUCUGGACAUAGUUGUCCCACGGGAAGGUAGGCCAGACCUCUGCCUUCCCACUGCAUAGGUAGGGGUGCUUACAGAACUGUGGCCUGGGCAGCUCUGUGCUGUUGCCAUUUCAGAGUUGAGGCAUGGGGCUGAGCUGUCUAUUCUGUGCUUGGUCCCCACAGGGAAACCUCUGGCAGGGUUUUUCUUAGGGUGUACCCAUGAUGCUGCCCACUGCCUGCCUGGCAUAUGGCAUUCCAUAGCUUUGCCAGGUCUGUCAGCAGGGGAUUCUGGGAGCAGCUUCCACUGAGUUGAAGACCAAAAUAAAAUGAAGUGACUGAG
Molecule: messenger RNA, 1279 nt
Organism: Nannospalax galili (Upper Galilee mountains blind mole rat)
Lineage: Eukaryota; Metazoa; Chordata; Mammalia; Rodentia; Spalacidae
Gene: Gfer
Product: growth factor, augmenter of liver regeneration
Exons: 3
Coding region: 66-668 (200 amino acids)
Biological process (GO): liver development
Cellular component (GO): mitochondrion
Molecular function (GO): flavin adenine dinucleotide binding; flavin-dependent sulfhydryl oxidase activity
Source: RefSeq, a predicted model, not a curated record